CCCGCAGCCCCCGCGAGCCCGCGGCAGCGGCAGCGCCUGGAGGGAGCGCGGGCCGGAACGGGCUCGGACACCGGGAGGGACACGAGAAGACAAGAGGAAAAGGAGAAGGCAUCCCCCUGCCGAAGGAGAAGCCCCGCGCCAUGAGCCCCGACAAGAAGCCGCCGCCCGGUCGCUCCCGUGGUGACCGGCCGCCGCCGCCCCAGCCCGUGGCCGGGCGAUCCCGGCAGCGGGGCGGGCUCCUGGCGGAGAUCCGUACGCCCAUCCGCACGGAGCCCUUCCAGGAGCGGUACAGCCUCAGCCCCGGCCGGGAGCUCGGCAGGGGAAAAUUUGCAGUGGUGAAGAAGUGUAUCCAGAAAGACACUGAAAGAGAGUUUGCAGCAAAAUUCAUGAGAAAAAGAAGAAAGGGCCAAGACUGUCGGAUGGAAAUAAUCCACGAAAUUGCAGUCCUUGAGCUGGCACAAUGCAACCUUUGGGUCAUUAACUUGCAUGAAGUUUAUGAAACUGCGACAGAGAUGAUUUUAGUCCUGGAGUAUGCUGCUGGAGGUGAAAUCUUUGACCAGUGUGUGGCUGAAAGAGAGGAGGCCUUCAAAGAAAAAGAUGUUAAGCGGCUUAUGAAGCAGAUAUUAGAAGGAGUUUCAUUCUUGCACAGAAACAAUGUUGUUCAUCUUGACUUAAAGCCCCAAAAUAUUCUGCUAACCAGUAAGUCUCCUCUGGGAGAUGUUAAGAUAGUAGAUUUUGGCCUUUCCAGAAUAAUGAAGAGCAGUGAGGAACUAAGAGAAAUCAUGGGAACUCCAGAAUAUGUAGCUCCUGAAAUUCUGAGUUAUGACCCAAUCAGUACAGCAACUGAUAUGUGGAGCAUUGGAGUAUUGGCAUAUGUUAUGCUAACAGGGAUAUCACCUUUCUUGGGGGAUGAUAAACAAGAAACAUUCUUAAAUAUAUCUCAAAUGAAUGUAAGUUACUCGGGAGAGGACUUUGACCUUGUAUCAGAGUCUGCUGUGGAUUUCAUCAAAACUCUGCUGGUUAAGAAACCUGAGGACCGGGCAACGGCUGACGAAUGUCUUCAACAUCCAUGGUUAGAACAAAGUGAUAAUCCCACUUGCAGGACCUGGAAUAAGAGUACAGAAGGGGAGACCAGUGAUACCAUCCAGAAAGAUGCAGAUUCUGCCUCUGAACAAUCAGUAGAUGCUGAGAAGACUGGAGAGGAAGAAUCAGUAGUGACAGAAGAACUAAUUGUAGUGGCUUCAUACACAUUGGGACAAUGUAGGCAGUCAGAAAAAGAAAAAGUAACUGAGCAGAAAGCCAUUUCCAAACGAUUUAAAUUUGAGGAACCAUUACUGCAGGAAAUAUCAGGAGAAUUCAUUUACUGAACUGUGUGGAGCUUCAUAGCUAUAACUGGAAGGCAGUUUUUUCUACUAAACAAAAGUAUUCUAGCAAAGUGAAUUUCUGAUAUGCAAUAAAUGUUCUAGAUAAAAGAAAGUGUUUAUAAAUGGCAUACAACAGAAAUGUGCCAAGUUCUUAUUUUCAUGGAACAGAUAAGAUUUCAAGUGGCUGACAGGAAUUUAACAGAGGAUAAGCUUAUUUUUGUUUUUUAUUUUUAUUUCUGUUUUUUUGUUGUUAUUGAUUGGUAACAGAGUUAUGUUCUGGUGUUCCUGAGAAGUUGACACUGGAAGUGUUUUGGUGACAGAUGUCAAUAGGAGUAUUUUAGGAUACAUUUUGGUAUUUAAUGUAAAUAUAUAAUGCUGGGUUUUCCUCAGACACCUCCUGACUUCAGUGGAAUAUCUGCUCAUCUAAACCUUUUAUGAGAAGAGAAUUUGAUCACCUGGUUUGACAUAUGGAUUUCAAAAUCAUCCUGUGUGUAUUUCUUUGUUUACAUCAGGUCAAAGACCCAGACUCCUCUGGUGUGUAGCUGAACUACACACCAGAGCUGAGCUCUAGACAGAGAUGCACAUGGCCCACUGGCAAAGAAAUCUGUGUUGAAGAUGUAUCUGAUUUGGGGGCACAGUAAAAUCCUGCUCCUGAGGGUGAUGUAUUUGCUUAUUUCAGUCACUUGCAAGCCAGCAGAGAUUGUUCCCUUCCCCUCCCGUGUUGGGUGAGAUGUGCCAAUAGAAUCCAGCUCACUGUGGCCAUAGGGUGCUGAUAAGAGGAAAAAACAAUGACAGCUUGAUGUAGCUCCUCUGGAGUUACUGAAGUUCCUCUCCACUGACUUUAUCAUGGUAGGUUAGGCAGUUUUUCCAGCUAAUCAGCCCUUGAUUCCACCUCCCCCAGAACCAGCUGGGGUUUUACUGGGAUCAUGAGGUCAUUUCUGCCUUCUUUCUGUUCCUCUAACUGCUGCUUUAAGGAAAAAUGGAGCAUCCUUAGGCUAAAUUGCAACUGUUCAAUAUAACUGUCAGAUGAGGAAGAAGAUACUGCUUCUUCUGAAACAGUGAAGCAUAGCUCAUGCCUCCUGCUUCCUGAUCACUCUCCCUUAGACACUUGGAAAUACAGCAUGUUAUGUGGCUGGGCAGAGUGGGAUUAGGGAGCAGUAUGGAUGAGUCAUAGUUCUCAAUGGACACAGUCCCUGAGAGGACAAAGCUGGCACCAACUAGGCAUCAAAACUGAGUGGUUUUUGCAAUGUACAGAUCUGAGGAUCUUGGACUGAGUCCUAGUUUUCUAAGAAAUCUUUCAUAUUGAUGCUGUUCCAAAGUUUAAUUUUUAUGUAAUAGAAGUUUAGUACUAUUAUAUUGCAUACUGUUAACUUUCAACUAUUUAUUUGGUUUCCUUCUGCUGUUCCUUUAUAAUAAACUCUGACAAAAGUUGUCUUGCUAUAAAACAGUGAGUAGAAAUUUUGAGCUAGUCUUUCCAUGUUGGUACAUACUUGUAUCAAAUGUUCUUACUCCAUUUAGUGAGCAGGAGUUCAGAGCUUUGUGCUAAUGUUACAGUUCCUCCUUCACACAAAAGUUAAAUGGUUUAAUAAGAGCAGCAGUACUGGGGUGAUGGAAAGGUGGGGGAAAGCACUGGUACAGAAGAAAGCUGAACGAAAUGGAGUGGGACAAUGAGUGUUUUUCCAUAAGCUUCAUUGCCAGAGGUUAGGCUGCCUUUACUUCAAGCCACAUCAGAGAAAUUGCACCUAAAUUAAACUGUUCUAUCAAGCUUCUUCCCCUGUGGAAUUAUAUAUUGAGUAUUCAUGUAGAUAGGGCAGCUUCUUGUUCCCCAAAGAUGUUCAUAAGAGAAAACAGCCAGUGGGGCUCAGAAUUGAGUUUGGAUGUGUUUUAUAUUGUAAUGCAGAGAUGCUUUUCAUGCUCUGGAGAAAGGAGUCCGUUGCUGACAGCUCUGGAUGGCUCUCAGCAGGAAAAUCUUUGAGCCAACACCAUAUCGGUGUUAACAGGGUGUUUCUGGACACAGACAGGAGCUGGCCCUACCUACAAUGCUGAUCUGUUUCUGCCCUUCACGGGUGUCUUUCUUUUACUCUCCAGUCAUUUGCCCAAGACAAUUUGCUUGGGUGAGGGGGACAUUUAUUCAUGGAAUUCUGUGCAAGAUUGUAAUUUCUCCCAUCUUCCACCAUUGUCAUUUUGACAUUUUUCCCCCCUUACUUUACUAAGUUGAGCAGAGCAGUGACGUUGAAGCAUGUUCAUAUCCUACCCUUGCCAGUAUUGCACACAUAAAUGUUUAAUAACUCCUGGUUGCCCAAAGCAAAUUAUUUGAGAGAUGUAUAGAUGUAUACCCAUUUCACUUCCUCUUUGUAACCACAGAUGAUGUCUCAGAUUGAGACUGGUACUAAUGGAAAAGAGUAAAUGCCAAGCAGUACAUAUUUUGUCCUAUAUAUACUGUUUUUAAUAUAUGACAGUGAAGCUUAACAUGUAUACAUUAAAUACAUACUUAUUUCAAGGCCAGCUUUUCUUGAAUGGGCUGCUUUGAGAUUUUCAGUGGGCUGCAUUUCUGUUUAACUUUUUGUGCCUUAAGGUGGUUUUAUACAGUGUUUUUUAACGUCAUUAAGAAUUUGUAUGAAGUUGUAAAAGUUUAAUAAUGUAAAUUAUAAGCAAGGCAUCUUAGAUUCACCCUAUAACAGGAAAAAUUUUCCAUAUAAUUUAACUGCAGGACUAUCAGACAGACCCACACCCUUAAGGCUGUUUCUGUUCCACUGUGAAUGUGGGUAAAGCUGCAAAUGAGGUGUUCUUACCGUGAGCUGUAGGAAGGGGCUGUUGCAGUCAGUGUUCUUGAGGAGCUGUUAUGACUGAAGUAACACAUCAGUAAGACUGGGAGCAAACCAUGAGCUGUGAGGAACAGCUGGUUUGCUGCAGCUCCAUGAAUAGGGAGGACUGUGUGUAUGUACACAGGUCAUCUGGGAAAAGCUGCUCUGUUUGUGGAGAAGGGGCUGCUUGUGAAGAAAGAAUCAGCUCCUUGGACCUUGUGGGCAAUGCUCUACCAAUCCCCUCUCCAGACUGAGCACAUGCUGGCUGCCUUUGUAGCAUGGGGAGCAUGGCUGCUGUUUGCUCAGAUGUAGGGUGCUGAAGGAACGGAAGGGCAGAUGUACCUACAGAGUUGUUACCUGUUCACAGAAGAGCUGUGAGCUGUAUCAAUAGGAGAGGUAGGUCCAGGCCUAGGCCUUCUUUCAGUUGUUUCAGUUGUUGGAAUAAAUAGCAAAGUCCUAACAAAAAGCACAGCCUUGUCUCCUCUUGUUGCUAUAUUCACCUCUUUAAGGGAGAGGCUUAUAGAUUUUAUAGUUGCUAAAUUAAAUGUUCUACAAAAUAAUAUUUUUCUUUUUGUCCAAUGUGGAAUUUGCAUCGUGAUUUGUCGCAUUUGUCACAUUUUUGUGUGCAGGUCCUUAAAUACAAAAGGGUGAUUUCCAGUUUGUGAUCUACGCCCUGAAUCUUGAGACCUUUUAGGUCACAAAUGCAAUUAAAAGUUCGAUGCCCAUUCUCCACUGGUGGUACUCACAAGGGCUGGGGAGGGAAGUGGGCCUUGCAUCACAUUACUCCGUGACUUGAGAUCUCUCUUGAAUAUUUCAGGUGUUGUUCCUGAAAGACAGGUCAACAUUUUAAAGAAAUAGUGCCAGUUCAUUGUACUUCUGAUAAGGUGUUUACUGUUUCAAAAACUUUUCAAUAAAUGAAAUUUUGUUUUCUGAACA
Messenger RNA from Catharus ustulatus (Swainson's thrush), 5104 nucleotides. RefSeq names its product serine/threonine kinase 17a (gene STK17A). Lineage: Eukaryota; Metazoa; Chordata; Aves; Passeriformes; Turdidae. Bases 141 to 1367 code for a protein of 408 amino acids. The transcript has 7 exons. Gene Ontology annotation, cellular component: nucleus. Gene Ontology annotation, molecular function: ATP binding; protein serine/threonine kinase activity. The record is from RefSeq and is a predicted model, not a curated record. Gene Ontology annotation, biological process: intracellular signal transduction; positive regulation of apoptotic process; protein phosphorylation.